AUGCCCAAAGCCCUUGAACUUGUAUCAUCUUCUUACGGAUGCCUGAUCGUGCAAGUCCGGUGCUUCGGAGAGAAAGGAGGGCAAGGUGAAGAUGAACUGAGGGAUAACGGCGGCGAUCAUGUCGCUGCGGGAGAAGAGUCCUGCUCAGCAAUACACGUGACGCCUGCCGACGAGUAUAGGACAACUAGCCUCACCACUUUGACCUCGAACCAACGCAUAUUGCCGGGACUGCUCAAUGUGCCAGAGACGUCGUGUGGAGCUGCUGUAGAUGGACACGAUAUGGUUUUCGUGUACUAUAUGCGGCGUCGAGUCGGCCGUGUGAUAUGUCAGUAUUCUAUUACCUUCAACAUCCCAAACUGGACCGCCAUUCCCGCUGUUAAGAUGAGUAAUUGGAGUUCUCCAGGUAUUCGCUACGUUAUUGACGAGCACGACAAGUGGCAUCGUAGUGACACUUCAGCUUCAAAUAUCGGUGGUAUCUUGCAGGCCACCUUCGCGAAGUGUGUCAUCCUGCCUGCAAAGCAAACCCUCUACCGGCGAGUCCCAAUAAUUGCCGGAUAA
This is a messenger RNA of Pseudomassariella vexata, 558 nucleotides long. RefSeq lists its product as uncharacterized. The transcript is spliced from 2 exons. The record is from RefSeq and is a predicted model, not a curated record. Lineage: Eukaryota; Fungi; Ascomycota; Sordariomycetes; Amphisphaeriales; Pseudomassariaceae. The coding region runs from base 1 to 558 and encodes 185 amino acids.